Triplophysa rosa is the source of this 1062-nucleotide messenger RNA. RefSeq names its product Spi-2 proto-oncogene (gene spi2). Gene Ontology annotation, biological process: regulation of transcription by RNA polymerase II; cell differentiation. Gene Ontology annotation, molecular function: sequence-specific DNA binding; DNA-binding transcription factor activity, RNA polymerase II-specific. NCBI's taxonomy places the organism in Eukaryota, Metazoa, Chordata, Actinopteri, Cypriniformes, Nemacheilidae. The coding region runs from base 105 to 908 and encodes 267 amino acids. Gene Ontology annotation, cellular component: nucleus. The record is from RefSeq and is a predicted model, not a curated record. The transcript has 5 exons.
AAAUGUAUUGGUCUGGUUUACUGGUCAAGUCUGUAUUUUUUCUAUUGGCUACAAAUUAAUACAAAGGCAGCAAAACAAGAACAACGGGAAAUCGCAACACUAACAUGGAUCUAAAUACUUUUGAGGGCCGCUGUACUGUGUGUUUGAGCGAGAAGGAAAAAUACAGCAAGGACCACAUGUUUUUGUAUCAGAACAGUACGCAGGAAUACCAGACCGAUUUGGAAGUAAUUCUGGAAUUUCUUGAAGAGCACUACAGGCAGGAAUCUGGAAGGAAAUCCUUAUGGCCCAAUGCAAAGGAUCUUUGUGCCACGUCCACCACUGAAGUUAUGGACACUUCUGAGGAGAAUUUCAGCUGUGCAUUAGAGCAAGAAAAGGUCCAGCUGCAGCUUUCUGCACAAGUGGCUCAGCAGAUCAAAGCAAACAGCUCUUUAGAUGCUGGAACCAACCAGGCAUUAGUCUUUCCCGAUGAUUCCAAUGGGCCAGUUUUAAAUGCCCUAAAGGGACCAGAGAGACCUUUAACUCAAAAUACGACACCUGAAAAGACUACUAAACCAUUGGCCGGCAUUACACCUGCACGAAAAGGGAAAAAGCUACGUCUUUUCCACUUCUUGUUCGAAGUGCUGGAGGACCCAAACAUGGCCCACUGUGUGUCCUGGGUUCCAGCUUUGACCGGAGUCUUCCGCUUUUCAGCCAGGCACAAGGAGCGGGUUGCGGAGCUCUGGGGGCAAAGGAAGGGCAACAGAAUGCCCAUGACAUACCAGAAAAUGUCCCGCGCCCUAAGAAAUUACGCCCGCUCGGGGGAGAUCAUUAAAGUGAAAAAGAAACUGACUUACCAGUUCAGUGUUGCUACUCUUAUAACUUUAAAGAGUACCGGUGAUAUAAAGAAUGCUCCAUAUGGAGCUAAAUGACUGUUAAUACAUGGCAAUGCAGUACGCCUGCAUUAGUCGCCAUUGUGACGUGGUGAUCAUUUUAUACUCUAAUGACUUUUAAUUGACUUGGUAACAGGAGAAGGUUAAAACUAGUUUAUAUUUGUUCCUGCUUUGCUAUCGAUUGUGUGUUCUA